CGGGAGGAGCAAGCGGCGCCGGAAAGUCACGUGGUGCGGGCGGAUCCGCGCGGGGGCCGCGGGCAAGGGGACCCGGUCACCUCCGGUCACCUCCGGUCACCCAGCAGCGUCCCCAUGGCUCUGCUCGCCCUCCUCGGCUGCGUCGGCGCCGUGCUGCUGGCGGCCACGGCCACGGCACUGCUGGUGGCCGCGCACCGCUUGGGGCUCCUCUACCGGAUCCUCCACAAGGCGGACCCCCGGAGCCCCCGCUACGGGGGCGAGCUGGUGGCGGAGGUGCUGAAGGCUCACGGCGUCCGCUUCGUCUUCGCCCUGGCCGGCGGCCACAUCUCGCCCGUGCUGGUGGCCAGCGAGAAGCUGGGGAUCCGCGUGGUGGACACCCGGCACGAGGCCACCGCCGUCUUCGCCGCCGACGCCGUCUCCAGGCUCUCGGGCCGCAUCGGCGUCGCCGCUGUCACCGCCGGCCCCGGCGUCACCAACGCGGUGACGGCCAUCAAGAACGCGCAGAUGGCCGAGUCACCGCUGCUGCUCAUCGGGGGGGCGGCCGCCUCGCUGCAGAAGGGCCGGGGCGCGCUGCAGGACAUCGACCAGCUCUCGCUCUUCAGGACGCUGUGCAAGGCGUGCGUCUCGGUGCGCACCGUCCGCGACAUCGUCCCUGCGCUCCGCCAAGCCAUCGCCACCGCGCAGUCAGGGACCCCCGGUCCCGUGUUGUGGAGCUCCCCAUCGACUGUCCUCUACCCCUUCCACGUGGUGGAGAAGGAGGUCGGUGGUGCCAAGAGCGCCCGGGGGUUCCGUGGAAAGCUGGUGCAGUGGUACCUCCAAAACUACGUCCAUAACCUCUUUGCGGGUGCCUGGGUGCCCCGGGAUGUCACCCCGCUGCCGGUGAAGGUGCCGCUGGCCACCGAGGACGAGAUACAGCGCUGUGCCGAGCUGGUGAGCCGGGCCACGAAGCCGCUGGUGCUGGUGGGCAGCCAGGCUCUGCUGCCACCCACGCCGGCUGAGGAGCUCCGGGAAGCGCUGGAGGCCUUGGGCAUCCCCUGCUACCUGGGGGGGGCGGCGCGGGGGCUGCUGCCCCCCGAGAGCCCCCUGCUCCUGCGCCAGAACCGCCGCGACGCCCUCCGCGAGGCCGACCUGGUGCUGCUGGCAGGCGCCGUCUGCGAUUUCCGUCUCUCCUACGGGCGCCUUUUCGGCCGCCAAACCGUGGUGGUGGCCGUCAACCGGGACCGGGCGCAGCUCCUCCGCAACGCCGACGUCUUCUGGCGGCCGCGGCUCGCCGUGCAAGGCGACGCCGCCUCCUUCGUGGUGGGGCUGGCGCGGCGGCUGGGGGGCUACUCCUGCCCCAAGGACUGGCUGGGGGGGCUGCGCGAGGCCGAGCAGCGCAAGGAGAAGGCGAACCGGGAGAAGGCAGCGACCCCCACCCCGCAGCACCUGAACCCCCUGGACCUGCUGUACCGCCUGGACGCGCUGCUGCCCCCCGAGAGCCUCUUGGUGGCCGACGGGGGGGACUUCGUGGGCACCGCCGCCUACAUCGUGCGCCCCCGCCGGCCCCUCUCCUGGCUGGACCCCGGAGCCUUCGGCACGCUGGGAGUUGGCGGCGGCUUCGCGCUCGGUGCCAAGCUGUGCCGCCCCGAGGCCGAGGUUUGGGUCCUGUACGGUGACGGCUCGCUGGGCUACAGCCUGAUAGAGUUCGACACCUUUGUGCGGCACAAGACGCCCAUCAUCGCCUUGGUCGGCAACGACGCGUGCUGGAGCCAAAUCUCCCGGGAGCAGGUGGCCAUGCUGGGCAGCAACGUGGCAUGUGGCCUCGAGUACCUGGAUUACCACGCGGUGGCCGAAGCGCUGGGGGGCAAAGGCUUCAUGGUGGGGCGCCCGGACAGCGAGCGGCUGGACGCCGUCCUCCGCGCCGCGCAGGAUGCGUGCCGCCGCGGCCACCCCGUCCUCGUCAACGCCCUCAUCGGCAAGACCGACUUCCGCGAGGGCUCCAUCUCUGUCUAGGGACUGUCCCCUCUCUCCCCUGACACCCCCCCAGUGCCCAGCAGCAGGGAUGAGGGGGCUGAAGGAUGCCCCGGCUGGGUGCCACCGUGGUGCCACCCGAGGUGUCCCCAACCGGGGAUGGGCGAACAGAGGUGUUAGGGCGGUGGCAUCGGUGCUGUGCCCCCUAACUUGGGGCUGGGGGGGGGGACAGUGGUGUCCCCUGGCAAUAAAGCAGCGCCGUGUGCCCCC
This is a messenger RNA of Anas platyrhynchos (mallard), 2220 nucleotides long. NCBI's taxonomy places the organism in Eukaryota, Metazoa, Chordata, Aves, Anseriformes, Anatidae. The record is from RefSeq and is a predicted model, not a curated record.